GCCUGUUCCAAGCUCUUAACCAACACUUAAAAUGUUACACGCGAGUGCCCAUAUUGAAAUCUGACAUUGGCAAAUGUCAACUCGACACGUGGUCUCGCUGAAAAUCUGUAUUGUGUGAUAGUUUGUAUAAACAAAUGCGAUAAUGAGCUCGUUUGGCUAUUUCGACACGAUCGCCCAUCUUAUUUCGCCGAUUCGGCCGACUAGGCAGCACGUGUUCAUAUACCUGAAUCUAACGCCAGAGAAGAAGGAUGCAAUCAAUGAGAGCUACAUUUCCGAGGCAGAUGGCUACGGGGUUCAAGUUCAGCUCUACAUUCGGGAAGGUUCCUCCGCCCCAACGAACACUUUUCCCCACAACCUGGUCGUCCAAGUGAACGCACAGCCGUGUGUCUUGCCUGAAAAUACCCAGCCCAUAGACAUUACCGCCAAUUUGAUACUUGAGCAGUCGCACAACUUCAACGAAAUUUCGGUGAAAUGGUCUUCUGACGACAGUCGCAUCUUUUUUAUUUCAGUGCUUUUGGUCAAAAAGCCUUCCGUCAAUCAACUGGUAGAUCUCAUAAGGAACGGACGCAUAAUGGAAGCAGAGAGUGUUCAAAAAAUGUUUUUGGUAGACGAUGCCGUCCGCUUGACGCCCAACAUGCCCACGAUGAUCUCCCUCAUUUGUCCGGUGGGAAAUAAGAAGAUUCAGGUGCCGUGUCGCGGGCUGAACUGUUCGCACUUUCUGUGCUUUGACGCCGGUGCUUACCUCGAAAUGAACAAGCGUCAGAAGACCUGGGAGUGUCCAGUGUGCCACAAGGGGGCCCCUUUUGAGGAUCUCGUUAUAGACGGCUAUUUUAAUCAUAUCCUUAAUUCGGGGCUACUGGAGAAUGGCGACUUUGAGAUACUGGUCUACAAGGAUGGCUCGUGGUGUGCUCCAAGAUUAUUACUCCACGAAAAUGUUCUGCCCAUUACAUAUAUUACAAAAACAUCACUAACCAAUAUUGAAAAUGAUAUUCCACAUUAAAUGUGAGAUCUGAUAAUAUUAAUAUCGUUUCAUAUCCAUUAUUUGUACAUCCAUUUUCCAUACAAUGUGCCUGCAAAAUACAUAUACUCAUACCAUAGCAUACACAAAUGUAUGU
Drosophila miranda is the source of this 1115-nucleotide messenger RNA. Its product is annotated as E3 SUMO-protein ligase PIAS1-like. The record is from RefSeq and is a predicted model, not a curated record. The transcript is spliced from 4 exons. Gene Ontology annotation, molecular function: transcription coregulator activity; zinc ion binding; SUMO ligase activity. NCBI's taxonomy places the organism in Eukaryota, Metazoa, Arthropoda, Insecta, Diptera, Drosophilidae. Gene Ontology annotation, biological process: regulation of transcription by RNA polymerase II; protein sumoylation. The coding region runs from base 143 to 1000 and encodes 285 amino acids.